AUGCCAGGCUCGCACAAUAUAAUGUAUUCUCGCACCAGUUGCUGUCAUAGGCUUACAAUCACUCUGUUUAUAAUCGUUUUCCUUUAUCGAGAAGUUUCUGCCGCAGCUACAGCAUACUGCUCUGAGAUUAACACCUCAAAUGAACCCAGCAAUAACAGUGUUUACCAAUCAAAUGGAUUAUGUACGAACUUCUGUCAGAAAGAUUAUGCAUUCGCGGUACUACAGAAUCAGGAUUGUUGGUGCUCAAAUUUUAUACCAGCUACUACAACGGACGGUUGUACGGUGAAUUGCCCCGGGUAUCCAUUCGAACAAUGUGGUGGGGUCGGUCUCUAUGGCUAUAUAGCGCUUGGUCACGUAUCUCCAUCCGGAACAAUAGGUAGUAGUUCAGUUGAACAAACCUCUACUACGGCUCCACCCCCUCAGGUAACUGUGACUGCGAUCCCAAUUACUACCACCCAAACAGAGGUUGUUCCGGGGAUCCCUAAAAUUAGUUCCUCAGUUUCUAGUGUCAACACAAUCCCCCAUAGCUCCUCAAGUUCCCUGACGAUAGCCACCAGUACUUCAAUAAUCACGACAUCGAUAACAUCUCUAACUCCAACGCCGGUUACAUCAGUCCGAACUAUUAGUGGCUCAGGGUCUACAGUGACAAUUAUCCCCCUACCUCCACCAACUUCUCAAGCUAGCGAGCCUGCUUAUCAUAACGAUGGUAGUAGAGGCCUAAGUACUGGUGCCGCUGUAGGCCUAACAGCUGGGCUGGUAGCUUUAGUCGCCACGAUUUGUUCCAUUACAUAUUUCUGCUUGAGAAAGCGAAAAGAGCGUGGAGUUGAAGAUUUGAGCAGCAUUGGGGACCGACGUGGGAGUAGUGCUGAACUCGGUGGACACAUUGCUUCCAGAACUAUGAGUGAAAAUUCAAGAUACGUUCUAGGUACGGACGGUCGUCGAGUUGUAGAAACAUGGGAAUCUAAAGACGAAACUGGGCAUCGAAAAAGCAGGUUGAUUCCUGUCGACCCUAGGCUAGAUCCAUUCGCUCCUGUCUAUCGUAUCGACGACAACAAGAGUAGGGAAAGCAUCAAUACUCUUCGCGAUGACUUAGACUACUCGAGGAGGGUCCACGGAGGUCAGCGAGGACCGAUACUACGUGCAACUAAUCCGGAUGAAGACGACUAG
Molecule: messenger RNA, 1167 nt
Organism: Blumeria graminis f. sp. triticale
Lineage: Eukaryota; Fungi; Ascomycota; Leotiomycetes; Helotiales; Erysiphaceae
Source: the annotation of a GenBank genome assembly